Dama dama (fallow deer) is the source of this 985-nucleotide messenger RNA. RefSeq names its product signal peptidase complex catalytic subunit SEC11A-like. The transcript has a single exon. NCBI's taxonomy places the organism in Eukaryota, Metazoa, Chordata, Mammalia, Artiodactyla, Cervidae. The record is from RefSeq and is a predicted model, not a curated record. Gene Ontology annotation, cellular component: signal peptidase complex; membrane. Bases 25 to 525 code for a protein of 166 amino acids. Gene Ontology annotation, molecular function: serine-type endopeptidase activity.
GAUUUUUUGGAUGAUGUGUGGCAGAUGAACAAGUGGCAGCUCUAUUAUCAAGUCCUAAAUUUUGGAAUGAUUGUCUCCUCGGCACUAAUGAUCUGGAAGGGGUUAAUGGUCAUAACUGGAAGUGAAAGUCCAAUUGUAGUGGUGCUCAGUGGCAGCAUGGAACCUGCAUUUCAUAGAGGAGAUCUCUUUCUAACAAAUCGAGUUGAAGAUCCCAUACGAGUGGGAGAAAUUGUUGUUUUUAGGAUAGAAGGAAGAGAGAUUCCUAUAGUUCACCGAGUCUUGAAGAUUCAUGAAAAGCAAAAUGGACAUAUCAAGUUUUUAACCAAAGGAGAUAAUAAUGCAGUUGAUGACCAAGGCCUCUAUAAACAAGGACAACAUUGGUUAGAGAAAAAAGAUGUUGUGGGGAGAGCAAGGGGAUUUGUUCCUUAUAUUGGGAUUGUGACGAUCCUCAUGAAUGACUAUCCUAAAUUUAAGUACGUUGUGCUCUUUUUGCUGGGUUUACUUGUGCUGGUCCAUCGUGAGUAAGAAGUCUGCCUUGCUGUUCCUGGAAGAUGCUGUACUUUUUGUUACUGAAUGUUUGGAGUAGAUGUCGAUCUGUGGUUGGUGGAAUGGAGACCAUAUGUCGGCGCUUCUUGGUAGGACUGGUUUGCAUUAGUUUAUGUUUCCACGCCAGAGUACGUGUGGGCGGGUGUGUGCACCACCACGCGCACUCGAGGGGACUUUCAAUCACAGAUUUUCUUAUGUUGUCACUGUCACACUUCGCAUUUUUGUACAUCAGUGAAUUUUUUAUAUUAAAAGGUUGAGCCAAAAAAAAAUGUCGCUUUUAUACAAAUAGAAUUCCUGGAAAGCAGUAGAAUCUGGAGGAUUUAUCCUUGAGGGAAUCUGCAAUCCAGCAGAAAAGAGGAGUCCACACAGAACAGGUGGUAAGAAAAUAAAAGUGUUCUGCAUUUUACCUCCAAAGAGUUGAGACUCCUCAAACAAACUU